This is a messenger RNA of Marmota flaviventris (yellow-bellied marmot), 270 nucleotides long. RefSeq names its product G protein-coupled receptor 15 ligand (gene Gpr15lg). The record is from RefSeq and is a predicted model, not a curated record. NCBI's taxonomy places the organism in Eukaryota, Metazoa, Chordata, Mammalia, Rodentia, Sciuridae. Gene Ontology annotation, molecular function: G protein-coupled receptor binding.
AUGAGGCUUCUAAUACUUUCCAGCCUGUUCUGUAUCCUGCUUCUCUGUUUCUCCAUCUUCUCCUCAGAAGGGAAAAGGCAUCCUGCCAAGUCCUGGAAACUCUGCUGCCACAGAGUUCCUGCUCUCAACCUGACAACCCAGAAAGCUUCCUGUCCUCAUGCCUCUACCCAUUGCUCCUCCCCAGGAAACCGCAUGAGGCUCUGCAGAGUGUGCAAGCUCAAGCCAAUGUCACAGUCUUGGGUGGUGCCUGGGGCUCUCCCGCAGGUGUAG